Myotis brandtii (Brandt's bat) is the source of this 516-nucleotide messenger RNA. It is a transcript of the gene LFNG, whose product is annotated as LFNG O-fucosylpeptide 3-beta-N-acetylglucosaminyltransferase. Lineage: Eukaryota; Metazoa; Chordata; Mammalia; Chiroptera; Vespertilionidae. Gene Ontology annotation, biological process: regulation of Notch signaling pathway. The annotation marks the transcript as partial. Gene Ontology annotation, molecular function: O-fucosylpeptide 3-beta-N-acetylglucosaminyltransferase activity. Gene Ontology annotation, cellular component: membrane. The record is from RefSeq and is a predicted model, not a curated record. The transcript has 4 exons.
CCGCCCGCCCGCAGGUGGUUCUGCCACGUGGACGAUGACAACUACGUGAACGUGUGGGCCCUGCUGCGCCUGCUGGCCAGCUACCCGCACACCCAGGACGUGUACAUCGGCAAGCCCAGCCUGGACCGGCCCAUCCAGGCCACCGAGAGGGUCAGCGAGAACAAGAUGGGUGCUAGCACCCAGGGCAGGGGCCGUGGGCAAGACCCCUUGUGGCACCAGCAGCUCCUGCCCGAGCAGGUGACCCUGAGCUACGGCACCUUCGAGAACAAGCGGAACUCGGUCCACAUCAAGGGACCCUUCUCCGUGGAGGCGGACCCUUCCCGGUUCCGCUCCAUCCACUGCCGCCUGUACCCCGACACGCCCUGGUGUCCCCGCACCGCCGUCUUCUAGCCGCCGCGGCUGAGACCCCGUCCCCGGGCCCCCUGGUAUCCAAAGGGCCUGGGGACCCCUGUUGGGCCGCCCUGGCCUUGGCAUUUGAGGCUGCCAGGGCUGUGCCUCCGUGAGUGUACUGUGCGC